Messenger RNA from Colletotrichum godetiae, 2150 nucleotides. RefSeq lists its product as uncharacterized. Bases 147 to 1895 code for a protein of 582 amino acids. The transcript is spliced from 2 exons. The record is from RefSeq and is a predicted model, not a curated record. Lineage: Eukaryota; Fungi; Ascomycota; Sordariomycetes; Glomerellales; Glomerellaceae.
UGCCUACGCAUACUGCAGCUUGAUGACUGCGGUAUCGCACACACACACACCAGACAGUGUCCAUCUUGUAGUGAUUCCUUCCUGUACUUCGUACCUCUGUACAUCCUCAGUACGGUAGCUGCUCCAUCCGUCAUGCACCUCAGCAGAUGCAAUGCAGGUCCCGCUCACAAGCACCACCGCAACACGACGCAACACGACACAGGUGCGGUGCGGAUGAGCACAGUCUCCAGUCCCAUACUUUACUUAGUGGUGCAAGUGGAGGGAACACGACGUCCUCCCUCCCUCUGCUCGUUCCUGCAUUAAGACACUACAUGCCCUCCUUGUUUCUCAAUUCCAUUCUUGCCCCCAUCUACAUUCCGGUCUACGCCUUUUACUUUAGCUCCCUCGAACGCCUUCACUUUGCCAGUCUUGCUCCGGCUCCCCCUCCGCCAUCCACGCAUAUCGAUAUCUACUUUGACCGUCCAGACACUGCACCUACACCAAAGACAUUGAAGCAGCGCCGCAAGGAACGUCAAGCUAGACUUGCAUCCGACCAAGUUUCCGACCGCGUCAAGAGACGGCCUUCCCGCCGUGCCAAUUUCCGCGCUUCGACGAGCUCCUCCGUCUACGUACGGCUGCCCGACAAGAUUAGGAAGAGGCACUUGACUACCGAAGAGCAAAUUGCUGCUUCCCGAAACCGGAGACACGAUAUCAUCCUUGACCCGGCUGAUGAGGCCAUUUACAAAGUUCGAAGACGAGCCUCCAGUCUGAUUGUUCAAGACGAGUUGUGGAGUCCGACUCUAUCGGUGAGACCUUCGACGAUGGAAUCUCGACGGCCGAGCCAGGAGACGAGGAAACAAAUGCCCAAGUCGGAAGAAAAGAAGUCCCCUCAAGUUCAGAAGAAGCGGGACUCAUUCUACGACAGCUUCCGUUGGUUGGAGGAGGAUGACGACCUAGACCUGCGUUUACAUCUGGACGACUACCACGCCAAUUUGCGAGAAGAUCUACCGGCCAACUCGAAACAGCGCAGGCCGUCAUUUCGCAGGCACCUUUCCAUAUCAAAGAUACCUUUCGGUCGCAACUCCCUCUCUACCAACCGCCCCGGUACGACACCUGCCGGUGCCAGCCAUCCCACGACUCCACUAUUUUCGAGCUCUCCGGUCAGCCCCCAGACAAGUUCUCCGGGCCACGGCCGGCGGAGAUCACGGGCGCUGUCCCUGAUUUCACCGAAGCAUAGUCCCCAGGACACUAUGGCCGCCUUUGACCCAGAGGCUGCACAUUACCAAGAUCCCGAGGCACGCCUGAAGCUGCGGGUAUAUCUGGCCUCCCCUCAGAAGUUUGACGAGGCCAUCGAGUUUGGGUUUCCUUCGAAAGAAGCCAUGGUCACGAAGCCUGGCAAGGACGUCAAGCAACCAAAACACCGACAAUCCAAGGCAGCGUUGGUGGACGAGUCAGAAAACCUCCGUACCUUUCUCGCCGACGAUCGGUCGUCGAUCUUCAGCGAUGAUGGAUCCCUUGAUUCGGAUUCCCCAAAGACACCCCAUACAGUGGAGAUGACAGCGCUUCGGCCGCCGCCCAUCAAGAGUGAUCAGCUUCACUCACCCAAACCAUCAACGGAAUACGCACGGAUGCCGGCAGAGGCGAGAGAAAUGACACUGCGCAUGACCCUCACCCGACCCGACCUCCGAGCCCACGAAGAUCAGAUGUACGGCUGGCAGCAGAAGCCGUUGCCGCCUAGGAAAUCCCAAUCCAACGGCUUACGAGACGAAUUUCCGACGUCGACAUACGUCCGAGAUGCAUCGUCAAAGGAGAGCAUAGAACGUCAGUUCGCGGCCAUGGACCAAGAAAACGCUCAGGCCAACGACCGAGGCGUCAUGAAGCGUUUUUGGAAUAAGGUCCGGCGAGGACCGGCAUAGCGCCCGCCAUUCCUUUUUACCAUGCUCGGACCCGAUGCUCUCGAAUCGCAAGUCUUAUAUACGCCCGUUAGACACAGGCAGCAAGAUUGCAAACAACAACCUGCAUAAUGAACUUGAACAGCACUGUUUCUUAUACCCCUAUUCAAUCUGUAUACUGCCGAAAUUCCAUAGUAUCUAUUAUCUCCUAUCUCAACAAAAUUCUUACAAAGCGGCCUUUUUCCGGGGUAAUUGUAUCGAGGCUAGGAGUAAUUGUUA